Messenger RNA from Penaeus indicus, 1245 nucleotides. RefSeq lists its product as uncharacterized. The coding region runs from base 194 to 1192 and encodes 332 amino acids. The record is from RefSeq and is a predicted model, not a curated record. NCBI's taxonomy places the organism in Eukaryota, Metazoa, Arthropoda, Malacostraca, Decapoda, Penaeidae. The transcript is spliced from 7 exons.
GUGGAAGGUCCGUCUUAAGGACUUAUAAUCAGUGUGACUCUGUGCUUAUGUGACUUAGAUUUAAAAUAGUGGAACUGACUCUGCCAUGAGAGAAGAAAUCUGAAACCGCAGCAAAUAUAAAGCACCAGAAAUGCCGUUCGUGACGUCACGCUAACGAACGCUGAACGCCUGAAAAAAACAAGUGACGACCGAGAUGCGCACCGUGACCUGCCGCCUAAGCCCGCGUUCCUUGGGCACCAAAAUCCUGAUCAUUGCCGCCCUUGCAAUAUGGACACUCAUCGGCACUUUGCACGACGUGGCAGAGCGGGAAGUCGUAAAUUACGUAGAUUCUCCUUGGUCUGAUGGGAUGGAUACGAAAAGGUACCGCCCUCUCCCCGACCGCAACGUUACGUAUGCCAAAAUCCAGGACGACGUGGAGUCCCCCGAGUGGACGCCCAAACGCCUGCUGCAGCUGCUGGAGGAGUCCUCGAGCUCCUGCAGGAAGAUGACGGACCUCGGGGGUUCCUACAGCUGCAAGGACUGUCAGACCUGCUCUGUCGACGGAAACAAGUACAUCUGUUUCGAUCCGGACGUGAGACCCCACCCCGGCGACUGCCUCAUCUACUCCUUCGGCGUCGGGGGUGAAGUCAGCUGGGACACGGCGAUGGUUCACCUCAACUGCUCCGUCUACGCGUUCGACAUGACCUCCAAGACAUGGGAUAACGGGAUGCUGAUCGAGAAUCUUCACUUCCUCGCCCUGGGUCUCGGGCCUAAUAACGUUGAUGCGGACAUCCAGAUGCACAACGAAACACACCCUAACGAGAGGGAUAAAAAGAGGUCAUUUUUCCGCACUCUGGAGACCGUGAAGGAUUUCUUGGGCCACAACGACAGGGUGAUUGACGUCCUCAAGUUGGACAUCGAGUUUGCUGAGUGGGACUUCUUCGAGAGUCUGUUCCGUUCGCCCGAGAAGUCGAGGAUUCUGCAGGAUGUCAGGCAGAUUGCGCUGGAGAUCCACUUAGACGACCUAAAGCAUCAAUCCGCAGCCAAGAGAGUGCGCGGUGGACAGCGUGUGGAGCAAAUCCUGGAAACACUGCAAUCACACGGGUUCCACCUCGUCCACACGGAGCUCAACACGGCCUUUCAGGUGUUUGCAGACGUUCGAGGGGAAGUCCUUCCGUUGUUCAGGGAAUCUCUUUAUGUGCGGCGUCCCUGAGGUCUUCGUGGUUGUCAGGACGAAAAGAGAGAGAGAGAGAGAGAGAGAGAGAG